AUGCAGCAGCAGAAUGUCCGGAUGGGUCACGAGCUGCAGGCCAUGAAGCGACAGCAGGUUCAGAGAGAGGAGAGAGAGGAAAGCGAGGAUAAAGAGAAUGGCCAGGGGGACUACCAGUAUAGCAGUGAAUCUGAGCGUAGUAACAGUGGGGGAUAUUGGCCUGAAGAAAACACCCAGGAGAGCAGGGAAGGCGGUACGAUGAUAGUUGGUGCUCUGAUUGUUGCGACUGUGAUUGUGACUGUGACUGUGGGGACUGCUUCAUGGGAGAUAACAAGGAUGGCGACUCUGAUUGUUGCUGUUGAUGAGAACGCUUAG
Molecule: messenger RNA, 315 nt
Organism: Aspergillus pseudonomiae
Lineage: Eukaryota; Fungi; Ascomycota; Eurotiomycetes; Eurotiales; Aspergillaceae
Exons: 1
Coding region: 1-315 (104 amino acids)
Source: RefSeq, a predicted model, not a curated record